Messenger RNA from Penicillium olsonii, 2412 nucleotides. The record is from the annotation of a GenBank genome assembly. NCBI's taxonomy places the organism in Eukaryota, Fungi, Ascomycota, Eurotiomycetes, Eurotiales, Aspergillaceae.
AUGAAUUCGCCGUCUCGCUCGCUUGCCGCUCGGCCUUUGAUGCUGGGUUUGGCAAAGCUUCUCUUCAUCGCGAUCGCGCAAAUUCCAUUUACAGCCGCGGCUCCCGUCUUAUCGCCUCUGUUCAGUUCCGCCGACGCAGAACCACCAAAAGAACCGACCGAUCCGAGUUUAUGGCUCUUCUUGGGGAUUUCAGCCGCUCUUGUCCUCAGCGGGGGUGCAUUUGCAGGGUUGACUAUUGCUUUGAUGGGACAGGAUGAAGUCUACCUUCAAGUCAUCAAAACAUCAGGCGAGGGGGUAGAACGAAAAAAUGCCGCCAGUGUCCUUAACCUUCUGAGUCACGGAAAACACUGGGUUCUUGUCACCCUUCUUCUCAGCAAUGUGAUCACGAACGAAACCUUACCUAUCGUCCUCGACCGAACACUAGGGGGUGGUUGGCCUGCUGUCCUAGGUAGCACGGCUUUGAUUGUCAUAUUCGGCGAGGUUGUCCCUCAAUCUAUCUGCGUUCGUUAUGGCCUUCCGAUCGGGGCAUGGAUGGCACCUUGUGUCUUGGGCUUGAUGUACAUCAUGUCCCCCGUCGCCUGGCCAAUCGCAAAACUUCUGGACCGUCUUCUUGGUGAGGAUCAUGGGACCAUCUACAAAAAAGCCGGCUUGAAAACGCUCGUCACCCUCCACAAAACCUUGGGCGAAGCCGGGGAGCAACUUAACUCCGACGAAGUCACCAUCAUCAGCGCCGUUCUGGAUCUCAAAGAGAAGUCAGUCGGCAGUAUCAUGACACCCAUGGAAGAUGUCUUUACCAUGUCCGCCGACACCGUCCUCGACGAGCGAACAAUGGAUCUUAUUCUCUCACAAGGCUACUCCCGCAUUCCCAUCCACGCUCCCGACAAUCCCGUCAACUUUGUUGGCAUGCUCCUAGUCAAGAUGUUGAUUACCUACGAUCCCGAAGACUGCAAGUGCGUUCGUGAAUUCGCACUCGCCACACUCCCCGAAACGCGCCCUGAGACGAGUUGUCUUGACAUCGUCAACUUUUUCCAGGAGGGCAAAUCACACAUGGUCCUUGUUUCUGAAUAUCCGAGUGAGGAUCGUGGCGCCCUUGGUGUUGUCACUCUCGAAGACGUCAUUGAAGAAUUGAUUGGCGAAGAGAUCAUCGACGAGUCCGAUGUCUUCAUUGAUGUCCACAAAGCUAUCCGGCGCAUGGCACCUGCACCAAAGUCCCGCGUCCCCAAGGGCAAGAUUGUUGAGGAACCACCCUUGAAUGCCUCGGUUGUAUCUGAUGGCAACUUGAUUGACGUUGAUACCGUCAAACCCCCAUCGGUUCCUAAACCUGCCGACUUGAUCCGGCGACGCAGCUCCGUGGAGGCGCCACUCCCCCGCUUUCAGCUUCGCAAGACAAAUGCGGACAUCAACUCCAAUUCGACAAAUGAAUGGGUCACACAAAUGGGCACGACUGACGCGAUCCGAGAACAUCUAAAGCAUCUCGGCCCCUCCAAUCUCGCUAGUCGACCACGCCAAACUCGUUACCAUGCCGUCAAAAUCAAACGCAAUGGUACUUCUCCUUCUCGCUCCGCACAAACCGAUCACGAGUCUGGACAAAGCAUCUCCGACUCCCAAAAGCAUCUCCCAUCAUCCGCCGCUUACCAAGGCGGCAUUGGUGCAGGCCUGCUCAACUCUGCUGGACCUGACGCUAAAGAUGGUGCACAUGCCCUGAAGAUCGGCUACGGUACGAUUUCAUCAUCUGAGAAUGCGACCAAGGGAACGAGCGCCCAACAGUACAAGGAUCUUCCUCAUGUUUCAAUCCCCGAAUCAGUCCGCGAGGAACACGAAGACCAAACGCGUUCUGGGUUGACGCGGGAGGUCUGUCGUGGUGACCCAGGAUCCGAAAAUUACGAAAACGAAAACCAAACGCGUUCUGGGUUGACGCGGGAGGUGAGUAGUAACGCCGAGUAUGAAUACGAACACCCGACGCGUUCUGGGUUGACGCCGAAGGCUAGUAGUACAGAGCAAGAAUACGAACACCCGACGCGUUCUGGGUUGACGCCGAAGGCUAGUAGUACGGAAGGCAGCAUCAAAUCAUCCGACUCCCCGACUGGAUUUCCCUACCAUCAUCGUGGACCGGCACGCAGUGGCAGCAUCACCGAACAAGUUGUGGAUGUGAAUGGUAUUCGCAAGGUUGUUCUCCAUGCCAAUUGCUCCAGUUCCUCCGAGGGUGAAUCCCAGUCCGGCCAUCAGCACAGCAAGCAUUCGUCCUCCGGGCAAAGUCACACUGACGGGACAGCGCCUGAGAUGGAUGAUACGCAAUCUCAAGCUGCGGACGGUAUGCUCUCCAAAAUCAAGAAACGUCGUCGCCGAAAGAAGCACGCCAAAAAUUCCAAAUCAUCUGGCGGUCCUUCGGAAGAACAACCUUUACUACAGUGA